Molecule: messenger RNA, 1598 nt
Organism: Aegilops tauschii subsp. strangulata
Lineage: Eukaryota; Viridiplantae; Streptophyta; Magnoliopsida; Poales; Poaceae
Product: putative MO25-like protein At5g47540
Biological process (GO): intracellular signal transduction
Molecular function (GO): protein serine/threonine kinase activator activity
Source: RefSeq, a predicted model, not a curated record
GGGCCCCAACCGACCCCCCGCAUCGUCCGUACCGGUGGAUAGAGCCAUAGAGGGAUCUCCGAUCUCGGCCCUCCUGGCCAACACCGCCCCGCGCGACGAGUCCAUCGCGAGCCCGGCAUCCUCUCGACGGCAAAACCUAGCCUUCCCGCCGCGUCCCGUCGGAUCGCGUCCGUCCCCUAGCGGAGGAGGAGGCGGGCGCCCUAGGAGGGGCAUCGCGAGGUAGUCGUGGCGCUGUUCCGCGGCUGCUUCUCGUUCGGGUCGGCCGGGCGUAGAAGGCCCGCGGCCUCGCCCUUGCCCUCGCCGCCGCGCGCGACCGCCGCAUCGGCAUCGGACGACGGCGCCAAGAUGAAGGGCCUCUUCAAGUCGAAGCCGCGGACGCCGGCCGACGUCGUGCGGCAGACGCGCGAGCUCCUCAUCUACGUCGACCUCCACGCCGGCUCGCGCGGCGCCGACCCCAAGCGAGAGGAGGAGAAGAUGGCAGAAUUAAGCAAAAAUAUAAGGGAUUUGAAGUGUAUUCUGUAUGGCAACGGCGAACAUGAGCCUGUCACUGAAGCUUGCGUGCAAUUGACCCAAGAAUUCUUCAGAGAGAACACUUUACGAUUAUUAAUUAUGUGUGUUCCGAAAGUAAACCUGGAGACAAGGAAAGAUUCUACUCAAGUUGUUGCAAAUUUGCAACGACAGCAAGUCAACUCAAGGAUACUUGCGUCUGAAUACCUUGAGGCAAAUAAAGAUCUUUUGGACACCUUAAUUUCUGGGUACGAGGAUACGGAGGUUGCUUUACAUUAUGGUGCAAUGUUGAGGGAAUGUAUUCGCCAUCAGAGUAUUGCAAGGUACGUUCUAGAGUCUGAUCACAUGAAGAAGUUCUUUGACUAUAUUCAAAUUCCAAAUUUUGACAUAGCAUCAGAUGCUUCUGCAACCUUUAAGGAACUUCUGACAAGGCAUAAAGCAACGGUGGCGGAAUUUCUUUCGAAGAACUAUGACUGGUUCUUUGCAGAAUUCAACUCUAGGCUGCUAUCAUCAAGCAACUACAUAACAAAAAGGCAGGCUAUCAAGCUGUUGGGAGACAUGCUGCUUGAUAGAUCAAAUUCUGCAGUCAUGAUGCGAUAUGUUAGUUCAAAAGAUAAUCUUAUGAUUCUGAUGAAUCUUUUAAGGGACUCGAGCAAAAAUAUUCAGAUAGAAUCUUUUCAUGUGUUCAAGCUAUUCGCUGCAAAUAAAAACAAACCAGCUGAGGUUGUGAACAUACUAGUCACAAAUCGAAGCAAGCUUCUUCGAUUUUUUGCCGGAUUCAAAACUGACAAAGAGGAUGAGCAGUUUGAGGCAGACAAGGAGCAGGUGAUAAAGGAGAUAUCAGCACUGUAACUUCCCUGAUGUAGCUUGCGGAAGAUUACAAGUUAGCCCUUGCUUAAAGUGGCCUCUCGUGGAUUACUGUAUCUACCGCACCACGAAAGGCUCCACCUUGAUGUUUAUUAGCGAAGCUGUUUGUGUAAUAAUAGUCUUCUGUGCAUUAUUAUGUUGGAGUCAAGCAACGGCAUGAAUCAUAUAGCUGAUGCUACUAUGAAGGUGUGACACUAUUUAUAUAGUGUUGUGGAUGGUCCAAA